Molecule: messenger RNA, 938 nt
Organism: Quercus lobata
Lineage: Eukaryota; Viridiplantae; Streptophyta; Magnoliopsida; Fagales; Fagaceae
Product: glutathione S-transferase F13-like
Exons: 3
Coding region: 104-751 (215 amino acids)
Biological process (GO): glutathione metabolic process
Cellular component (GO): cytoplasm
Molecular function (GO): glutathione binding; glutathione transferase activity
Source: RefSeq, a predicted model, not a curated record
UUUUACCCUAUAUAACAUACAGUUCACUUCACCUCAACACAUAGCAUAUCUCUCUCUUCCUCUCUCUAUCUAUCACUUAUUGGAUCCUUGUGUUAGUGAGAAAAUGGCUAUGAAGCUUUAUGGAGUUCCCAUGUCCACAUGCACCAGUCGUGUGAUGGCUUGCCUCCAUGAGAAAGGUGCAGAUUUUGAGCUUGUUCCGGUUAACCUUGGCACUGGGGAACACAAACAGCCUCCUUUUCUAUCUAAGAAUCCCUUUGGUCAGAUUCCAGUGCUAGAAGAUGGUGAUCUCACUCUCUAUGAAUCUAGGGCAAUCACAGCAUAUGUGGCUGAGAAAUGCAAGGAUACUGGAACUGAUCUCAUGAGGCACAAAAACCCCAAAGAAGCUGCUAUGGUUAAGGUAUGGAUGGAGGUGGAAUCCCAGACAUUCAACCCUGCAAUCUCUCCCAUUGUCAUGGAAUAUGUUAUUGGGCCUUCAAUGGGCAAAAAAACUGAACAAGCAGUCGUCGAUGCCUGCACGGGGAAGCUAGGAAAAGUGCUUGAUGUGUAUGAGUCUAGGCUGAGUACGUGCAAGUACUUGGCUGGUGAUUUCUAUAGCAUGGCUGACCUGCAUCACCUUCCUUACAUGCACUAUUUCAUGACCACACCAUGUGCCUCGAUGGUUAAAGACCGUCCCCAUGUUAUGGCAUGGUGGCAGGACAUUUCUUCUAGGCCUUCUUUCAAGAAAAUGGCUGGGGCCAUGACUUUUGGUUAAGAGGAAAUGUUAACAUUUUGGAAGAACUUGAUGAGAUGGUGGUUAUCUCAGCGGACUAUAUAUAGUCUAUAUUAAAUAAAAUAAGUGCUCUCUCUUUCUCAUAUGAGAUUUUCUUAUCACCUAAUGUAAACGUUCAAAGCUUUUUGAACACUUGGAAUAAAAAUUUUCAGUUUUGUUUGACCUAUAA